GAAGUGGUCACGGUUUUUAACUAUUAAGAUUUCAUUUAUGGGGGCUGCUGUAUAUUCGAUUUAGUUUGCAGUGAAAUGAAGGUCCAAAGGGGUUUCUUUGCACUAGCUCUGCCUUACUUCGCAUGGGGCGCAACUUACGCCACAGGUCCAGUUUAUCAGACUGUUUGCAGGCAAACAGGCGGCUCAAUAACUUGUUAUCAAAACAACACUUGGAGCUACAACGAGCGUACUCAUAAAUGCUAUCGUGUUCAACAGAAUAAGGAGCCAUGCGGUUUCUUCGAUGGCGAAAAGGGAUGCAAGGACUUCUGCGGAUAAAUCAGAAUGAGCAGUCCCAAUCUAAUAUAUGUAUUCACUUAAAUUUGUAUACAUCUGCUAACUGUUGUCGAUUGUAAUCUAUACCCAUAGAAAUUACAUUUUCAAUGGUUAUCAUA
Messenger RNA from Drosophila yakuba, 431 nucleotides. RefSeq lists its product as uncharacterized. The record is from RefSeq and is a predicted model, not a curated record. The transcript has 2 exons. NCBI's taxonomy places the organism in Eukaryota, Metazoa, Arthropoda, Insecta, Diptera, Drosophilidae. The coding region runs from base 76 to 315 and encodes 79 amino acids.